This is a messenger RNA of Brassica napus (rape), 1966 nucleotides long. Its product is annotated as embryonic protein DC-8. The record is from RefSeq and is a predicted model, not a curated record. The coding region runs from base 102 to 1673 and encodes 523 amino acids. The transcript is spliced from 2 exons. Lineage: Eukaryota; Viridiplantae; Streptophyta; Magnoliopsida; Brassicales; Brassicaceae.
AUGAACUUCCAUGGAGUUUGGAAUCAGAAGCAAACCAGUAGAAAACUAAAAUAACAAAUCUUUUUUUUUGUAACUAAAAAUAACAAAUCUUGAUUACAAAAAUGGCAAUAAUAAUGGAGAAGAGAACGGUAAUGAUGAUGGUAUUUAUGUUGAUGGUGAUUCUGGCGUGGCAGAACGAAUGCCAUGGAUGGGAAGCAGCAGAGGAUAUUGUCAGAAAUGAAUCAGAGGAUUCUAAAAACGCUGCUGGAACCGUCACAAACAUGGCGGCCAAGGCAACUCGUGAUGCCAAUGACAAAACCGCAUCUUGGACUGGUUGGGUUUCUGAUAAAAUCUCAACAGGAUUGGGAAGCAAGAAAGAGGAAGCAAAAGAAGCGGCUGAAUCUGCAAAGAACUACGCCUAUGACAAUGCCGGUUCCGCCUAUGACAAUGCAGGAUACGCCAAGGACUUUGUAUCUGAUAAGGCCGGCUCUGCUUACGACAGUGCUCAAAAUGCAAAGGGUUAUGCGUAUGAGAAGGCCACUGAUGCAAAGGAUAUGGUCUAUGACAAAGCGGGUCAAGCCAAGGAUAUGGUCUAUGACAAAGCUGGUAGAGCCAAGGACACGGCUUCUGACAAGACUGGAUCAGCCUAUGACAAGGCCAGUCAAGCCAAAGACAUAGCAUACGACAAGGCUAGCAAAGCUAAGGACAUGAUUUAUGAUACCGCAGGAUCAGCCUACGACAAGGCCGGUCAAGCCAAAGACACAGCAUACAACAAGGCUGGCCAAGCUAAAGACAUGGUUUAUGAUACCGCAGGUUCAGCCUACGACAAGGCCGGCCAAGCCAAGGACAUGGCCUAUGACAAAGCAGGAUCAGCCUACCACAAGGCCGAUCAAGCCAAGGAUAUGGUCUCCGACAAAGCAGGAUCAGCCUACGACAAGGCCGGUCAAGCCAAGGAUAUGGUCUACGACAAGGCCGGUCAAGCCAAGGACAUGGUCUACGACAAGGCGGCUCAAGCAAAGGAAAAGGCCGGUCAAGCCAAGGACAUGGUCUACGAGAAGGCGGCUCAAGCAAAGGAAAAGGCCGGUCAAGCCAAGGACAUGGCCUACGACAAGGCCGGUCAAGCCAAGGACAAGGCAGGUCAAGCCAAAGAUAUGGCUUAUGACAAGGCUGGUCAAGCCAAAGAUAUGGCCUAUGACAAGGCUGGUCAAGCCAAAGAUUUGGCCUUCGACAAAGCUGGAUCAGCCUAUGACAAGACUGGUCAAGCCAAAGAUAUGGCCUACGACAAGGCUGGCCAAGCCAAGGACACUGUGUAUGACCAAGCAGAUGAUGUGAUUAGAAUGGCUACGGAUAAGAGUGAUGAAGCUAAAGAAAUAGGUUAUGGAACAUACGAGAGAGCAAAAGAAGGGUCCAAAAAUGCUAAAGACGUUUCAUUUGAAAAAGCUCGUGACGUUAGAGAAACUGGGGGGCAAGCGAUGGACUAUAGUAAAGACAAAGCAACAGACGCGUACGGAUUAGGGAAUGAAGCUGCCGGGAAAUUGGAGGAGGAAAUGUAUAAAGUUGGGGAAAGGUAUGGUGCAGCAAAGGAUUCAACGUCGGAGAAGGCAAAAGAAGCUUAUGAGAGUGCAAAGGAGAAGGCUUCUGAGGCUACUGGAGAGUACGGUGCAUAUUUAAGGGACCAUAGUGUUGAGCUUUAGAACCGGAGAAAUUAUACACGUAUAGGGGUUGGAUGAGACUUCAGAUCUUUCUCGUGAAAUCUACAUGGAACUGCUUUGUUUUUGUUGAAAAUGCAUUCUGACGGAAGUUUAUAUGUACUUAUGGAUGUGUCACACAUUUAAGUUACAUAUAUAUGUACGACAAUGUCUUUGACCCUAAUAAACUUGUAAGAACUAAGAAGUUGAAAAGCCAUAGAUAUUACAAUUAUAUGGAUUAAUAUGUUAGGAGACGUAGGGUUAAUAAUGUUCAUAUCUAAUAUAUAUACAAGAUUGUC